AUGCAUGGGCGCUCGACAGAUGACCUGGAGUCUGCUGACUCUCAACAGUCUCAGCAUGAGACACAGUCCUUCGCACAGGUGGAGUCGUCGGGGCCGUCCUUUGUAGAUGCAGGCGAGUCCCACUGCGACUCCGUGCUCGCCGAGAGCCGCAGCGGUUCCGUCAUUGACAGGACAGAGGAGGAGUCCACUACUGGGACGCAGGUGCCUUGCGCGCGGGGGACGUCUCAAGAGGAGAAGCACGAAGGCCGCUCCGAUUCAGUGCCCUCGCCGUCACACUUGCCGCCGUCGCCGCGGCUUCCGCCCUCGAUUGAGAAGGACGGCCGAAUUGCCCUUCCUCUUCUACCAACGCAAAGCUCCCAGGAGAUCAACGAGCUUCUGGAAAAACACGGUGCCGCCGACAUCUCAUCGCAAGACAGCACGGAGCAGCCGCUGAGCAAUGAGGUGCACACGUCGCAGCGCAUGCCUUUUGCCGCACCGAAGCGACCCGACAUGGUGUAUUUCCUCACACUGCAGGAGCAGCGCCUCGCGCUGGCGGCUCUGGCAGCUUCUGAGGAGCAGCUUGAGCGUGAGCCAACAGCGAGUCCCAGACCAUCCAGACGGCCACGGGGGGAGCCACGUUACGAGCUGGAUGCGCACUGCUGCCUUCAAGAAGCCAGAGUUGCCUCGGAGGUGGCCUGGCAGUUCCAGAAUGGGGGAAGCACCCCAUCAUGGACGCAGACUGGACGAGAGUCGAAACCUGGGCGCAACGUGCCCAGUGUACCUCCCCUGCAGUGGCACGAGGCUCGCUCUUGGAGCCCAUUGAGAGGUCUGAAGACACCUGGAGGCACGGCCUCGACGUGGAUGGGCUCGGAGCCACCGGGCACAGCCGGGACCGCCUCGAGCGCUGCCAGUGCCUCUGAGGAGGCGGCCGUGUCACCCCGUCGGGGUGUCAGCAAGAAAGGCUCUGCUCGGCCUCGCUCGGGAGUUCGGCCAGUUCUCAUCUUCCCCAUCAAAAAGGACCGGGACGCCCCGGAGCUGCGGCUGCAAGCUGCCUUCACGCGACAGAGAAGAACGAACUCGCCCAAGCAAGGCCGUGCUGGCCGAAGAGUUCGAUGGCUGCCUCCGCUGCGCCAACUCUCAGCACCCCAGUCCAGCGUGCUGCCAGAACUGCGCCGUGGAACUCGGCAAACUGACGAGGCUGAUGCGUGA
Messenger RNA from Symbiodinium necroappetens, 1188 nucleotides. The record is from the annotation of a GenBank genome assembly. Lineage: Eukaryota; Dinophyceae; Suessiales; Symbiodiniaceae.